GUCUAUGGAAAUGCAAGAUCUAGCCAGUCCUCAUAAUCUUGUUGGAAGCAGUGAUGCACCAGGUAGUUCCAAACUGGAUAAACCUAAUCUCAGUAGUACAUCAGUUACAACAAAUGGAACAGGAGGAGACAACAUGACCGUGUUAAAUACUGCAGACUGGUUGCUGAGUUGCAAUACUCCUUCUUCUGCAACAAUGUCUCUUCUUGCAGUCAAAACAGAACCCAUGAACAGCAGUGAAACAACAACAACAACUGGAGAUGGAUCGCUUGACACUUUUACUGGGUCAGUAAUAACAAGUAGUGGCUACAGCCCAAGAUCAGCGCACCAGUACUCUCCACAGAUAUAUCCCUCCAAGCCCUAUCCACACAUUCUUUCUACACCAGCAGCUCAAACAAUGUCUGCCUAUGCGGGACAAACCCAGUAUUCAGGAAUGCAGCAACCAGCGGUCUAUACAGCCUACUCACAGACAGGACAGCCCUACAGCCUGCCCACUUACGAUUUGGGUGUAAUGUUGCCAGGCAUCAAGACAGAAAGUGGGCUCUCGCAGACCCAAUCACCACUGCAGAGCGGGUGCCUCAGUUACAGCCCAGGGUUUUCCACCCCACAGCCAGGCCAAACACCCUACUCUUAUCAGAUGCCAGGUUCUAGUUUUACACCAUCGUCCACUAUUUACGCAAACAAUUCUGUUUCAAAUUCUACAAACUUCAGUAGUUCACAACAGGAUUAUCCAUCAUAUACAGCUUUUGGCCAAAAUCAAUAUGCACAGUAUUACUCAGCAUCAACAUAUGGUGCAUAUAUGACCUCAAACAACACAGCUGAUGGCACUUCAUCGUCAUCAACCUACCAGUUACAGGACUCUCUCUCUGGCCUGACUGGUCAACCAGGUACAGAUCUACAUUCAG
This is a messenger RNA of Merops nubicus (carmine bee-eater), 902 nucleotides long. RefSeq names its product eyes absent homolog 4-like. Lineage: Eukaryota; Metazoa; Chordata; Aves; Coraciiformes; Meropidae. The annotation marks the transcript as partial. Gene Ontology annotation, biological process: negative regulation of extrinsic apoptotic signaling pathway in absence of ligand; positive regulation of DNA repair; cell differentiation. The transcript is spliced from 8 exons. The record is from RefSeq and is a predicted model, not a curated record. Gene Ontology annotation, cellular component: nucleus. Gene Ontology annotation, molecular function: protein tyrosine phosphatase activity.